AUGAUGAAAAUGACGAAAGCACUCUCACUCAUAGUUCUUUGCUUCUUUUACGGGUUAGUAUUCUCUGCCCCUCCAGAAUCGUGUGAACCAAACGUUUCUGGAUUAUCCCCUGGUUUUACGGCAACAUUCUAUCCUUAUGAAAAUUAUUAUAUUGAUUCAGGUUACGUAUGGGGAUUAAACUAUUUUAAUACUUCAGAUAUUGAUUAUUUAAUUUCUGGUUAUAAGAAUACCAAAGUAUUGGGUACAGAAGAAGGUAUUACUGAUCCUUCAUUCUCAGUAGGGUAUUUUCCAAAUGGUAGUCUUUCUGUAGAUGGUGGUAAAGUAGUCUAUUCGGACAUUUAUGGGUUUUAUAUUUCGUUUACAAAUUUUACUGUUGAAUUAACAGGUUAUUUCCUUGCUCCUGAAACUGGAUACUACAACUUUUAUCUUGAAGCAGAUAAUGCUGCACUUCUUACGGUUGGUGCUGGUGUGGCAUUUGAAUGUUGUAACACAGAAGAAAUAUCAAAUGAUGGAAAUUUCACAGUUUUUGUUGCAGAAGUAGUCGGGCAAUAUUUACCUCUUCUGACAUCGGAGACAGAAUAUUUAACAGCAGGAUUCUACUACCCUAUGAGAGUUGUGAUGACAAAUUGUGCUGGAGCAGGAUAUCUAGAUUUUGUUAUUAACACUCCCAGUGGUCAAAACAUUACUGACUUUUACAGUUCAAUAUAUACUGCUCCAAAUGAAGAUGAUUCCUGUCCACAGCAUAAUAUAACCACAAUUACCACAGAAUGGACUGGAAGUUUCACAUCGACCUAUACAACUGAGAUCAAUUCUGCUAUCAGUGGGACGGAUACAGUCAUUGUUGAAAUACCUCACGACACCACUACAAUUACUACAGGGUGGACCGGUAGUUAUACAUCAACCUAUACCACUGAAAUUAAUUCCGACCCUAGUGGUACCGAUACAGUCAUUGUUGAGGUUCCUCAUGAAACCACUACUAUUACUACUGAAUGGACAGGUUCUUACACUUCAACAUAUACCACUGAAAUCGAUUCUGCACCUGGUGGAACUGAUACAGUCAUUGUUGAAGUUCCUCAUGAAACCACUACUAUUACUACUGAAUGGACAGGUUCAUACACUUCAACAGAUACCACUGAAAUCGAUUCUGCACCUGGUGGAACUGAUACAGUCAUUGUUGAGGUUCCUCAAGGUACCACUACUAUUACUACUGAAUGGACAGGUUCUUACACUUCAACUUACACCACUGAAAUCGAUUCUGCACCUGGUGGAACUGAUACUGUUAUUGUUGAGGUUCCUCAUGAAACCACCACCAUUACGACAGAUUGGACUGGAAGUUAUACAUCGACGUAUACCACUGAAAUUGAUUCUGCACCUGGUGGAACUGAUACUGUUAUCGUUGAGGUUCCUCAUGAAACCACUACUAUUACUACUGAAUGGACUGGAAGUUAUACAUCGACGUAUACCACUGAAAUUGAUUCUGCACCUGGUGGAACUGAUACUGUUAUCGUUGAGGUUCCUCAUGAAACCACUACUAUUACUACUGAAUGGACAGGUUCUUACACUUCAACAUAUACCACUGAAAUUGAUUCUGCACCUGGUGGAACUGAUACUGUUAUUGUUGAAGUUCCUCAUGGUACCACCACCAUUACUACUGAAUGGGCAGGUUCCUACACUUCAACAUAUACCACUGAAAUCGAUUCUGCACCUGGUGGAACUGAUACAGUCAUUGUUGAGGUUCCUCAAGGUACCACUACUAUUACUACUGAAUGGGCAGGUUCCUACACUUCAACAUAUACCACUGAAAUCGAUUCUGCACCUGGUGGCACUGAUACUGUUAUUGUUGAGGUUCCUCAUGAAACCACUACUAUUACUACUGAAUGGACUGGAAGUUAUACAUCGACGUAUACCACUGAAAUCGAUUCUGCACCUGGUGGAACUGAUACUGUUAUCGUUGAAGUUCCUCAUGAAACCACUACUAUUACUACUGAAUGGACUGGAAGUUAUACAUCGACGUAUACCACUGAAAUUGAUUCUGCACCUGGUGGAACUGAUACUGUUAUUGUUGAGGUUCCUCAUGAAACCACUACUAUUACUACUGAAUGGACAGGUUCUUACACUUCAACUUACACCACUGAAAUCGAUUCUGCACCUGGUGGAACUGAUACUGUUAUUGUUGAGGUUCCUCAUGAAACCACUACUAUUACUACUGAAUGGACUGGAAGUUAUACAUCGACGUAUACCACUGAAAUUGAUUCUGCACCUGGUGGAACUGAUACUGUUAUUGUUGAGGUUCCUCAUGAAACCACUACUAUUACUACUGAAUGGACUGGAAGUUAUACAUCGACGUAUACCACUGAAAU
Molecule: messenger RNA, 2360 nt
Organism: Scheffersomyces coipomensis
Lineage: Eukaryota; Fungi; Ascomycota; Pichiomycetes; Serinales; Debaryomycetaceae
Exons: 4
Biological process (GO): cell-cell adhesion
Cellular component (GO): fungal-type cell wall
Molecular function (GO): cell adhesion molecule binding
Source: RefSeq, a predicted model, not a curated record